Molecule: messenger RNA, 591 nt
Organism: Ascoidea rubescens DSM 1968
Lineage: Eukaryota; Fungi; Ascomycota; Saccharomycetes; Ascoideales; Ascoideaceae
Product: DsbA family protein
Exons: 1
Source: RefSeq, a predicted model, not a curated record
UCCUCUGCUGCUGCUGCUACCUCCAGACCCCAUUCUGUUGACAUCUUUAUCGAUUUUGUUUGUCCCUUCAGCGCUAAAUUACUAAUCAACUGGUACAAUGAUUUCAUUCCAUUGAUUGAGAAAACCUAUCCAAACCAGUUCCAGUUCAUCUUAAGACCCCAGGUCCAACCAUGGCAUGCAAUUGGCUCAGCUCUUACAAUGGAGACCAUUCUAGCUGUUAAUCAGAUCCAGCCCGAUCAGGUUUGGAGUGUAGCUCUUUAUUUAAUGAAAAAUCAAAGAGAUUAUUUUGAUACCGCCGUUAUAAAUGAAAACAAAAAUCAAAUCUUGUCUCGAUUAGCAAAUGCAGUUCAGUUAUCAACCAACAACCUAAUCACUGCUGAUCAAGUUUACAACAUCUUGUUUAUUAGAAACAAAAAUGACAAUGAGCCAGUUCACCAAAAUUUAGAUACAAAAAUCACCAACAAUUUGAAAUACUUUACCAGAUUUUCAAGACAAAAUGGGGUUCAUGUUACUCCAACCAUCUCGGUCGAUGGUGUUAUCAAUCCUUCAAUUGAAUCCUCAACCAAGGUGGAUGAUUUACUUAAAAUAUUU